Esox lucius (northern pike) is the source of this 2891-nucleotide messenger RNA. RefSeq names its product ribose 5-phosphate isomerase A (ribose 5-phosphate epimerase) (gene rpia). The transcript is spliced from 9 exons. Gene Ontology annotation, cellular component: intracellular membrane-bounded organelle. The record is from RefSeq and is a predicted model, not a curated record. Gene Ontology annotation, molecular function: ribose-5-phosphate isomerase activity. Lineage: Eukaryota; Metazoa; Chordata; Actinopteri; Esociformes; Esocidae. Gene Ontology annotation, biological process: D-ribose metabolic process; pentose-phosphate shunt, non-oxidative branch. The coding region runs from base 113 to 985 and encodes 290 amino acids.
GUAAACAGGCCAAUGGCUGUAUCGCGUCCGACAAGCGUUGUGCGUGGACACAGGUGAAAAAACAAUACAAGAAAAUACGCUAAUUUUGCAGCACUUGGUGGAAUUGUUGCUCAUGGCCUUGUCAAUGGGGCGGGCUUUGAUACUCCAGAGGUGUAUAGGUCCCUCCCUUCUCUCGGUUGCAGCUGGCCGGGGUUCUGCUGCGUGGAAGAAAGGGGGUCGCUUCACUCAAAACGAGAAGCACGUGCGUCAGUUUAGGAAUCCCAGCAACAGAGACAGCAUGGCAGAAGAAGCAAAGAAACUAGCCGGCUGUGCCGCAGUGGAUAACCAUGUUCAGAACAACCACGUGGUUGGAGUCGGCAGUGGAUCCACCAUUGUGUAUGCUGUGGAUCGACUAGCGGAGAGGGUGCGUCAAGAGAAACUCAACAUUGUCUGUGUCCCCACCUCCUUCCAGGCUCGUCAGCUGAUCCUGAAGCAUGGUCUGAUCCUGUCUGAUCUGGACAGGCACCCUGAGUUGGAUGUGGCCAUUGACGGGGCGGACGAAGUGGAUGCAGCUCUCACACUCAUAAAAGGCGGCGGGGGCUGCCUGACACAGGAGAAGAUCGUAGCAGGCUGUGCCAAGCAUUUCAUCGUCAUCGCUGACUUCCGGAAGGACUCAAUGGCCCUAGGCCAACAGUGGAAGGGGGGGGUUCCCAUCGAGGUGAUCCCCAUGUCCUACGUCCCUGUCUCCAGGACGAUAGCCAAGCGCUUCGGGGGGAAGGCGGUACUCCGUAUGGCCGUGAAUAAAGCAGGUCCCGUGGUCACAGACAACAGUAACUUUAUUCUGGACUGGAAGUUUGAACACGCUCAGAACUGGAAGGUGGUCAAUACGGCCAUCAAGAUGAUACCAGGAGUGGUGGAGACGGGGUUGUUUGUGGGCAUGGCAGAAAGGGUCUACUUUGGAAUGGAGGAUGGCACUGUUAGUUUCAGGGACCCCCCAAUCAACUGACCACAUGCAUGCAGACCCUCCCCCUGGAAGCAGCCUCCGCCCUCCCCGUGGAAGCAGCCUCCACCCUGGAACCAUCACCAACCACAAGUGCCCUAUUUGGUGCUCUGAUGGCAUCUUGUUCUCUACUUUGUCCACUACUCUGGGCCCGAUCCAGUUUCACCCUGUUCUCUACUUUGUCCACUACUCUGGGCCCGAUCCAGUUUCACCCUGUUCUCUACUUUGUCCACUACUCUGGGCCCGAUCCAGUUUCACCCUGUUCUCUACUUUGUCCACUACUCUGGGCCCGAUCCAGUUUCACCCUGUUCUCUACUUUGUCCACUACUCUGGGCCCGAUCCAGUUUCACCCUGUUCUCUACUUUGUCCACUACUCUGGGCCCGAUCCAGUUUCACCCUGUUCUCUACUUUGUCCACUACUCUGGGCCCGAUCCAGUUUCACCCUGUUCUCUACUUUGUCCACUACUCUGGGCCCGAUCCAGUUUCACCCUGUUCUCUACUUUGUCCACUACUCUGGGCCUGAUCCAAUUUCACCCUGUUCUCUACUUUGUCCACUACUAGGUUUCAUAUGCAUUCUGUAUGUAGGGGAUAGGAAGCAAUUUAUGACAUGUAUUCUGUCCUCCGUGCAGCCGUUGUGAAAUCGGUGGUGUGGUUCCUCAGCUGUCAGAUCUGAGGUGCUUUCAACAGGAGAAAUACUUUCCUAAUAUCAGCUAACACUGUGUUUGUUCUGUGAUUGCCACUACAGUUGGCUAAUGUUUAUCAGUGUUUCCCCAUAACCUCUGAUUGAGUUGAGCCAGCGGGUCAACAGAACGAGAGGGCUCUGUCCUGGAGGGGACGGACUUCCACCCUUAUGGCAGCUGUCCCCGUCAGACCCGAGCCGUGUGGGGCUGAAAAUUCUGGACCCUGGUCAGAAGUGCACUAUCUGGAGAAUGGGUGGAGUGUUAUCUGUGGUACGCAGGUCAGACGGCACAGAACACCGGCUGACAUUCAAAAGUGGCCUUUUUACUUUGUCAUAAAUGUUGAUCAUGUGAAUGUAUGUAGUCUGUGCAUUACGCAUGUUAUCUGUGCUGCUCUCUGUCUUGCCUGUCUUCACUAGCCUGGUCCAAAGUCUGUCUGUGUUUUGAUGAGCCAGGAGUUGGCAUAAUGGCACAAAGUGCCUGGCUGCCAGGCUUUGUCUCUGUCUUUUUGUUUUCUUAAUAUACUCACCCUAGCCUUGUGCCACUGUUACCAAAUGCUAAAGUUCUGACGUGGUCAGGGAGUUACUCAGUGCAUGGUUGAUUCAACUAUUGAAAUAUCUUUUGAGGAAGUACUACUGUUGUUACGGCUGGGAUCUGCUUCUGAGUCCAAUGACCACCUGUCUUCAAGUCAUAAUGGCUUCAAUUACACAGGCAGCCUAAUUCUCAUCUGUUUUUUCUUCUAAGUAGUUGUUGUUUUUUUAGCCUUAUUGCAGGUCAGAUCUUUUUACGUAAUGUGCUGGAAGACAGUAUUUGAGUUGGGCAGUCUGUGUAAACUUGUGUGUAGUUUUCUUCCUAUGGUAUAUUGAGGCAUACAUCUUGACCCUCUUGGGGUGUUUGAGAUUUUGGAGGAUGUCAUAUGCCAGCUUGUUUUAAACAUCUAUAAUUAAAAGACUGAUGAGCUGUAAUCAUACUGUUACAGCCCGAAUUAGUACAGGACCAAAUCAACAUCAGCACUGCAGUUAUUAUUACUGAGUUGUCAUGAUAAUGAUUAACUUGGUGUUGACCCCAAAGUAAGACAUUUCUAAUGUUUUGGCAAAAAUGGAAAGUCUGCAUUGGGUUUUAUAAUUCACAGAUUUUUCAGAGAUUGAAAAGUUGCUUUUGAGAUUGUAAUAAUUAACUGCAAUAUACUGUUUUUUUCCAACAAUUAUUAAAAUGAGCUACUUGAUGUUACUAAA